AUGGCGUUGCAAAUGCUGGAGAGGAAGCUUCCGGUGGAUAGCUACACGGAUUUCCGACACCCGCAGCAGACGGAGCAACAAUCGUGCUUGAUGGCGUGCUGCUCACCUGCGGCCCUUUCGACUUUGCCAUCUGAUUUCGGGCAGCAGGGGCAGCAACAGCAUCACCAACCUGAUACAUGCUCGUUUCCUCCGACAGCUUGCGCCCUCCCUCAAGAAGAACAGCAACGGCAUCAUCAACAACAGCAACAACAACAACCGCAGAACCUGCAAGACCAGCACGGGAGACGGAUUCUGUCGUCGCCGCCAGUCUGCUGCAGCGACGCCGCCGCCGCCGGCGCCUAUAUGAGCCCGUACCUGUCGUCGUAUCAGCAGCCGAGAAGCCAAAACAUCUGGCCGUCGCCUCCCCUUGGACCGGGAGACAUCCAGAGCUGUACUAUUUCAUUCCAAGACUCGCCCGUCUGCGGGAGCGCCCGUCUGCCCUAUUACACCACGUCGCCCGCGUCUCCCAGUGGAUGGUCGUCCGCAUCUGUAUCUGGAUACCCUCCGAAUACGACGACGACGACGGCGUUGUUCGAUCCACGAAACUCUGGCGAUCAGACGCUCUUCCGCCUCCGCACCCCCAUGUCGGCGCAGGAACUGCCGGCCCAGCACCACCAACCAGACAUGUCUUCUUCGACCUCCUAUACGCCGGGUUUUGGCGCGGGAUCCGACGCCGACGUCUCAGCUGGCCUGAGCAUGUCGGUGACGCCUUCUGAUGCCAUGGUCAGAUACUCUACUGCCCCGCCCGCUCGUCUGCCGGAUUUUGGAUCUGAAGCGCUCAGGCGUAGAAUGCCGCGGUCGCCUGUGAUGUCUCGGGUGACUCCCAGAAUGAGGAUGAGGCCUGAGAAGCGCCGAGGGCGCGCAAAGUUCCUGGAGUCGAUCGGGGACGAGGUCAAGCCAGUCCUAGCCCCCGUUUCCGUCCCCGUCGAUGUCAUCACCGUCCCAGACUACCCCGUCCCGACGAGCAGCGCCGUGGGCCACGACGAGAAGACCGACGAGCCGUACGCGAAGCUCAUCUACAGAGCGCUGAUGAGCGCGCCGGACUACACCAUGAGCCUGCAGGAGAUUUACCAGUGGUUCCGGGAGAACACCACCAAGGCCAAGAACGAAAAGGGCGGGUGGCAGAACAGCAUCCGGCACAAUUUGAGCAUGAACGGGGCCUUCGAAAGAUGCGAUCGCAAGCUUGCCAAUGGCCAGGAGCCCUCAACGUGUGCAGAAAAGGCAGGCGAAUCCAAGCGGACCAACUUAUGGCGUCUGGCCGAGUCCGCCAUUGGGAAGGGCGUGCAGAGCACGACCAGAUACCGCAAGGGCAACUCUGGGCGGCGCGCGAGCAGACGCAGCGCCAGCACCAGCCAGCCAGCCGGGGACGUUGUCCGGGGCAGCCAACGCAGCUCGAUCAAGGCGCUGUCGGGCCAGAAGGGCGGCCACGCGGCCAGAAACGCGCGGGUCCGCAGCCAUCUGUACGGCCAGGGGCUGUCGCUGGCCGACGGGCGCCAGUACCGGCUGAUCGAGAGCGGCCUGGGCUCGCCGCCGCCCUCGAGCAUGCCCGACGGCUACUACUCCAUGCCCAUCGCCAUCCCACGGAUCGACCCGGCGGCGAUCCAGGCCCCGAUGGCGGCGCACGGGCACGACUUUGGAUCCGCAGACGCAGCCUCGGACCUCUUUGGCCUGCAGAUGGGACCGCGCAGCAGCAGCCACGGCGGCGGCGGCGAUAUCUCUGUUUCGUACAUGGGCCACCACCACCACCAACAGGAAGAGCCGCUGUACACGCCGCCGUUCCCGUACGGCAUUGCAGACGUCCAGGUCCAGCUGGACUACCCUGGCGAGGACCCCAGUGGCGACAUCGGUGCCCAGCUGCGGCGGUACGAGGCCCUGACGGGCACGCCCAGGGUCGGCUGGGCCAGUCCUAACGGCAUAUGA
Messenger RNA from Trichoderma citrinoviride, 1959 nucleotides. RefSeq lists its product as hypothetical. Gene Ontology annotation, biological process: regulation of transcription by RNA polymerase II. The coding region runs from base 1 to 1959 and encodes 652 amino acids. Gene Ontology annotation, cellular component: nucleus. The transcript is spliced from 2 exons. The record is from RefSeq and is a predicted model, not a curated record. Lineage: Eukaryota; Fungi; Ascomycota; Sordariomycetes; Hypocreales; Hypocreaceae. Gene Ontology annotation, molecular function: DNA-binding transcription factor activity, RNA polymerase II-specific; RNA polymerase II cis-regulatory region sequence-specific DNA binding.